AUGUUACGGCGAGCGUUUGAUGAAUGGGAGCGCAUUGAUGCGUGUCCAGUAGUACUCGAUAUUAUACGGUACGGGAAUAAGUUACCUUUGUAUCAGAUUCCGGACGUCAUAGUUCUCGGAAAUAACAAGUCAGCGAGAGACAAUGCUUUAUUUGUGAGAAACGAAAUCCUGAGUUUGUUAGAGAAAAGGUGUAUUUCGGAAGUCACGGUCAGGCCAAGGGUAAUAAAUCCUUUAACGGUGGCUGGUAAUACCAAAAAGUUGAGGUUAGUUUUGGAUUGUAGGCACGUCAAUCCAUGUCUUCAUAAGUUCAGAUUUCGGUUUGAGGAUUCAGCCGUUGCUUUAGAGCUGUUGAGAAAAGGAGAUUGGUUGUUUUCUUUCGAUUUGAAAUCUGCUUACCAUCAUAUUGAGAUUUUCUCCGAUCACAGAGAAUAUUUAGGAUUUAGUUGGGAUUUCGUUGGGGUCACGAAAUACUUUGUUUUAAAUGUUCUGCCAUUCGGGCUUUCAACUGCAGGUUACGUAUUUUCCAAGGUUACGAGGGAGUUGAUAGAGUAUUGGAGAUCCAAAGGUCACAAGGUCAUAAUGUACUUGAACGACGGUUUAGGAGGCCACGGCCUGCAGGAACAGGCGCUGAAGUUGAGCAAUGAAGUAAAGGUGGAUUUAAACCGUUUCGGUUUUUUAAUAGCUGAUGAAAAAUGUAGCUGGAAGCCAUGUUUAGAGGCAGAUUGGUUAGGUUUGGUUUGGAAGAUGGGCGAAGGGAAGGUUUAUAUAACCGAAAAGAGAUUGAGUAAGCUUGAAUGCAGUUUAAGGGCCGUAUUGGCAAGUCAGGGCGGUGACGCAAAGGGCGUCACCGCACGAGCUUUGGCGGGCGUGGUCGGUCAGAUUAUAUCCAUGAAAGUUGGUAUAGGUCCCGUUACAAGGCUUAUGACAAGAUACAUGUAUGCCAACGUUUUAGCAAAGGCCAGUUGGGACUCUCGUAUCUAUAUCACGAGUGACGCUUUGUUUGAGGUAAGAUUUUGGUUGGAGAAUGUUCGUAGUUUGAACGGACGUGUCAUUGAGCAGCCAAAGUCGCAUGACGUGGCGGUUUUUAGCGACGCCUCCGGUAUAGGGUACGGAGGUUAUAUGUUGAAUGUCAAUGACAGUGAAGUACUAGGGGUGUGGUCCGAGGCCGAGAAGGCAGAGAGCUCUACAUGGCGAGAGCUGGAGGCUGUGAGACGCAUGAUGAGAACGUAUGACGAAAGCCUGGUAGGGCACUGCCUGGUAGGGCGUAAGGUGUUAUGGUACACUGAUAACCAAAAUGUGGCUAGUAUAUUGGUGAACGGUAGCAAAAAGUGUCGUUUGCACGCACAGGCUAGAGACGUUUUCGGAAUGUGUUCAGAAAAGACAUCGAGUUGA
Molecule: messenger RNA, 1392 nt
Organism: Ylistrum balloti
Lineage: Eukaryota; Metazoa; Mollusca; Bivalvia; Pectinida; Pectinidae
Exons: 1
Coding region: 1-1392 (463 amino acids)
Source: RefSeq, a predicted model, not a curated record